Acaulospora colombiana is the source of this 279-nucleotide messenger RNA. Lineage: Eukaryota; Fungi; Glomeromycota; Glomeromycetes; Diversisporales; Acaulosporaceae. The record is from the annotation of a GenBank genome assembly.
AUGUCGCACGGAGAGGAUGGAUCUACACCUUCACAUCAUUCCGUAUCAAGGAGCCGGGAAUCCAUAAGAAAUUCACAUCAAACCCAUGUGCAAGUUGAGAGUGGCGUUCCAUCCCCAUCCGGUAUGGAAGGUCGUGUGGCUAAUGCGAUGAAUGAAAUACUCGUCGCUACCAAUUCAGAACAGUCUCCCGAUGCUGUGCCUUCUACACAAGCCGUCAAACAACGCCAUACAAGAGCUAAUCACAAUGAGCACGAGAUGCCUAACAUCGAGGCGACACCA